AUGGGUGAGCUCUACUCCUGCGCGGAUCAGGUUCUGAUCUGGCUGGGGGAUGCAGCGGACCAGAGCGAUCUGGCCUGUGCGCUGUUGCCCGAGCUUACCGAAAAGAUCUGGUCGUUGAAGGACAGCGAAGGGGGAUGGAGACCGCUGAGCACAGAUGAUAUCGUAGCGCAGGGGCUUCCACAUCCCGACGAUCCGCUUUGGUGCGCCGCAUUGUUGCUUUACAGUCGGGCGUGGUUCCAGCGACUCUGGAUUGUUCAAGAGGUGGUCCUGGCGCGCGCGUGUGUGUUUCUAUGCGGUCUACAGCAGAUUGAAUGGCACGUUGUGGUAAACUUUGCCAUUGCCACGUCCAAAUCCUUCUUCGUGAGCAAUAUCGCCGGGUUGCAUAUUAAGGCGAUGGGUGAGGAUCGAGUGAGCCGGUCGACAAACGGGAUCAGACUUAUCCGCAAUUCACGCCGUUUGAAAGACAGCUUAGAGGACGAUGAGAAGGAGAUCACUGGUCUCCAAGCCACAAUGGACAUCAUGCAGAGUCAGGGUGCAUCCGUAAAGGUAGACUAUGUCUAUGCGGUUCGCGACAUGCUGCCGGACGCCCUGCGGGACCAGAUGGUGGUGGAUUACUCUGACGAGAUUAAGCGGAACUAUGGCAUCAUUCACGCCAGGUUUUUCCGCCAAUGCUUGGAGAGGCUCAGUGAUUGGCCGUCCUUACGGUUCCCUCCAAAUGCAGGCCAAAAAAAUAUCCCUUCUUGGUGUCCCCCUUGGGGCAGUGGUUGGAAUUACAGUUAUCUGCCCAUCAUAGGCUGUCACGCUGGGAGGCCAGCUGCAAUCUCCCCCUGGUCAUCCUCAGGUAGGUUAUGCCUUGAACCUAGUGAUGAUAGUGAGGGAAUUCUGUGUAUUGCUGGCAUUUCCGCAGAUACGGUCCAAGAGAUUGUUCCCUUCAGCCCAGUCUUUCACGGGAGCACGAACGUCCUGGACGUACGUCGAAUCUUGAGAGCCAUCAAAGCCUGUUCGGCUCACAUCUCCGACGGCGCCGACCGCCACGAACGCCUCCUAGGCGUUCUAAUCGGCCAGUGUGGCUGGCUUAAGUCACCCCAGUUCUCUGGUCGCCCAGACGGCGAUGUCCUAGAUGGCUUUGUGUCAUUCCUAGAGCACCUUGCUGCAAACAAAGAGCAUGAAGGUGAUGCCGAUCCAGUCCCUGUCAACUUAGACACGGCCGAAUACUUUCUCGAUCAGCAUCGGUUCUGGCGGGCCUAUCUAAAUCUCAUAAUGAUUCGAUGGCCUGGUAGAAGUUUCGCACUUACCACAAAUGGCCGUAUGGCGAUCGUGCCAUGUCACACCAAGCCCGGAGACACGGUGUGUGUCUUCCUGGGAGGGACGCUCCCGCAAGUGCUUUCUCGGCAUGAGGAUGGCGUGCAUUGGAAGUAUGUUGGGCCCAGUGUUGUCGACGGCAUUAUGGAAGGGGAGGUCUUUGAUACCAAGGAGGAAUGGAUACACAACAAGGAAAUCUUCUUCUUGAAAUAG
Messenger RNA from Aspergillus oryzae RIB40, 1515 nucleotides. RefSeq lists its product as uncharacterized. Lineage: Eukaryota; Fungi; Ascomycota; Eurotiomycetes; Eurotiales; Aspergillaceae. The record is from RefSeq and is a predicted model, not a curated record. The transcript has a single exon. The coding region runs from base 1 to 1515 and encodes 504 amino acids.